Messenger RNA from Kickxella alabastrina, 498 nucleotides. Its product is annotated as ATPase assembly factor ATP10. NCBI's taxonomy places the organism in Eukaryota, Fungi, Kickxellomycota, Kickxellomycetes, Kickxellales, Kickxellaceae. The transcript has a single exon. Gene Ontology annotation, cellular component: mitochondrial inner membrane. Gene Ontology annotation, biological process: mitochondrial proton-transporting ATP synthase complex assembly. The record is from RefSeq and is a predicted model, not a curated record. The annotation marks the transcript as partial.
CCCGCCGAGCUGAUCCCAGCGACCACCGCCCGCUACCUGCCCAACCUCGAGUGCAAGUCGCUCACUGGCAGCACCGUUGAUAUUGCCGAGCUCUGCCGCGGCAAAACCACGCUGCUGACCAUGGAGUUUGUAAAGUUCGCCGAGAAGCACACGUUGAGUUACAUCAAUGUGUUCGAGAAGGCCUUUGAGGGCCGUGGCAAAGUGCAGGUUGUGCAGGUUAAUAUCGAGGAGAAUUGGGCAAAGGCUGCGGUGCUCCGCAUGUGCCUCCCGUAUGUGCGCCGCAAUGUGCCCAAGCACCGCCACGACACGUAUGUCUUGCACUAUGGCGGCGUCGAGGCUCUGCGGAACACGCUGGGCAUUGCUAAUCCGCUGAUCGGGUACGCCUUCUUGGUCGACUCAAAGACGCGCGUGAGGUGGUACGCCAACGGAGAGGCGGUCCAGUCCGAGGGCGCGACCAUGCUCACGCUGGCCGACACGCUCAUUCGCAAGGCAAAGUAA